CUCAGCCUGCUCUUAUUUUGAAGAGAAUGCUUGCUUCCUUGUUCUCUAAAGUGAAACUCUUGGCUGCUCUCUGUGUGGUGCUUUCUUCACUCUGGAAUGCAGAAGAAGCAAGACUGGAACUGGAGUUGAGAGCAGGGGAAGCUGGAGACCUCCUGCAGGACUUCUGGUGCUCAGUACAGAGUCCCUGAACUUUUUUCCUUGGAGGAAUCUGUGACCCUUCAUCUAGAUGUUCCUUAUGACAAUGCCCUCACCCAGCAAGAAAUAGCCAGAUGAGCCACUUCCCCUGUUCCCUGGAAGAUUUCAAGAGGCCAAUGUUGAGCAGGAGGCUGCAGGAGAAUCAGAACCUUAGUCAGAAGAGCGGUAAACAAUGAGUUCCAAGCAGCAACGCGUGAAACUAAAUGAUGGCCACUUCAUUCCAGCACUGGGCUUUGGCACAUAUAAACCCGAAGAGGUUCCUGAAAAUAAGCCCCUGGAGGCUAUAAAUUUAGCUAUAGAGGCUGGGUUCCGCCAUAUCGAUACUGCUUAUGUGUAUCAAACAGAAAAGGAUGUAGGACAGGCUAUUCGAAGCAAGAUUGCAGCUGGCAUUGUAAAGAGAGAAGACAUAUUCGUUGUUACAAAGCUUUGGUGCACUUUCCUUAGACCAGAGCUGGUUCGGUCUAACUUGGAAAAAUCAUUGAAAAACCUUCAACUGGAUUAUGUUGACCUCUAUAUCAUUCAUUACCCAGUGCCAAUGAAGCCAGGGGAGGAUCUGUUUCCAGAAGAUGAACGUGGGAAAACAUUAUUGGACACUGUGGAUAUCUGUGCCACAUGGGAGGCCAUGGAGAAGUGUAAGGAUGCAGGACUGGUCAAGUCCAUUGGGGUGUCCAACUUUAAUAGCAGGCAGCUGGAGAAAAUCCUGAAUAAGCCUGGGCUUAAGUACAAGCCUGUCUGUAACCAGGUGGAAUGCCAUCUUUACCUGAACCAGAGCAAGCUGUUGAACUACUGCAAGCCAAAGGACAUUGUUCUAGUUGCCUACUGUGCUCUUGGAUCUCAGCGUCCUAAACGAUGGGUGGACCCAAACUCCCCAGUUCUCUUGAAUGAUCCAGUUCUUUGUGACAUGGCAAAAAAACACAAGCGAAGUCCGGCCCAGAUUGCUCUUCGUUACCAUCUUCAACGUGGAAUUGUGGUCCUUGCCCAGAGUUACAAAGAGAAUGAGAUAAAAGAGAACUUACAGGUACUUGAAUUUGAGCUGCCAUCGGAGGAUAUGAAAAUCCUAGAUAGCUUGAACAGAAAUUUAAGAUAUGCACCUGCUCCAUUUGGUGAGGGCCACCCAGAAUACCCCUUUUCUGAUGAAUUUUAAUGUGGUGGCCUGUGUCAUGACUUCUAUCUCAAGUCUCAUCAUAGCUCUAUAUGGAUAAUGAUGUGGGCAACAUCCGAGAUGCUGUUGAUUGGACAUAUCUCAUUCUGCUCAAUCUGAACUGCUUAACAACUCAACUUCAGCUAGUUGUGUCCAUCAGUCCACCAUAAUUCAUUACAUUUUCAUCAUGCUUUGAAAUAAUGCUAAUGUUUCCUAUAAAAAGGUCUUUCUUUA
Molecule: messenger RNA, 1570 nt
Organism: Peromyscus californicus insignis
Lineage: Eukaryota; Metazoa; Chordata; Mammalia; Rodentia; Cricetidae
Product: aldo-keto reductase family 1 member C13-like
Exons: 11
Coding region: 368-1339 (323 amino acids)
Biological process (GO): steroid metabolic process
Cellular component (GO): cytosol
Molecular function (GO): aldose reductase (NADPH) activity; ketosteroid monooxygenase activity; steroid dehydrogenase activity
Source: RefSeq, a predicted model, not a curated record